Messenger RNA from Myotis lucifugus (little brown bat), 805 nucleotides. RefSeq lists its product as uncharacterized. The transcript has 5 exons. The record is from RefSeq and is a predicted model, not a curated record. Lineage: Eukaryota; Metazoa; Chordata; Mammalia; Chiroptera; Vespertilionidae. The coding region runs from base 149 to 511 and encodes 120 amino acids.
UGCAGGGCGCGGUGUGCUGCCUCCUGACACAUCGCUCCAGCCGGUUACAGACCUUACGACUGCGGCGUGGGCAGCGGGGGAGCCCAGUGGAGGCGCCCUCCCGAGGCACUGCCCAUGCUGACUACACAGUCCUCCAGCUGCUGAUGUCAUGAGUAACACCACAGUGCCCAAUGCCCCCCAGGCCAACAGCGACUCGAUGGGCUGGGUGGGCCGGGUCGUCUGCACACAGCGUCCCAAGCUGUCCUGCAGUCGGGUGUGGAGGUGGGUGGGCUGUCCCGGUCUCCCAGCCCCCACAGUGCUGUCUCUGUUCCAGGUAAUGUAUGUCCAGAAGAAAAAGCGGGUGGACAGGCUUCGCCAUCACCUGCUCCCCAUGUACAGCUAUGACCCCGCUGAGGAGCUGCACGAGGCUGAGCAGGAGCUGCUCUCUGACGUGGGAGACCCAAAGGUGGUGCACGGCUGGCAGAGUGGCUACCAGCACAAGCGGAUGCCCUUGCUGGACGUCAAGACCUGACACCCUCACCUUCAGAACCAUGGGGUCCUGCCGCCUGCUGCUUCCCCUCCCACCUGCCCGCCCAGCCCCCUGCUGAGCACUGGGUCUCCACUCCUACCCAUCCCCCUCCGUCUGUAGUCCUUUGUGGGCUGAGCCUGCUCCCAGGCCCUAGGGGUUUUUCCUCUUGGUGUGGGCAGCUUUGUCCUGUGGGCCCCUUUAGCCCUCCCUGACUUGACUUGGAGCUUCCCAUGUGACAGGGCCUGAUGUAUAGUCUUCAGUAUACAUAUUUUGUAAAUAAAGUGUUUUGUGUUAGAG